UGGCGAUAGAACACAGUUAUUAACCUAACGUCACAACGUACUGAGGCGGUGGCUCGCUAACGGGGUUGGCAGCGUGACUGAAGUGCAUCUCGUAUCCACUCCUAUUUUCUUAUUCUUCGUGAACAUCUCCAAGUGACUUAAUGUGGAGACGUAGGAAAAAAAUUUUCGAAACCAGUUAGAAACGUAUGUGUUGUGGUGCUGAUGCAAUAUAGUGCUGUUGGCUCUUUGAAAAGUGUCAUCAGUCUCAUACAAAAACUUGUUAGUUCUCUUUCCGGUGUUGCUUCAAGUUCGACAAAUGGGGCCUACCGGGAAGAUGAUAAUUGUGUUCUUCUUCGUUGCCUUAGUGGUACUAGUGGUUGUCAUUGCAAGCACUUUGUCGGGGCCGGCAGAUCCAGGAAAAUGGAAUUCUACACAGCCAAACGGUACAGAAGAUCUGUCUAUGGGGGCCAUUGGCCUCGCUCCGAAUCGCGGUAGUACCGGAACCGGCGUCGACAAAACCGGAAAACUCAAGCCCAAAUGGGGGUGAUCGGGCAUUUCAGGAGUGUGGACAUACUUGCCCAAGUUUCCAGAAAUACAGCGUGUUCACUUAUGCAUGUGUGUGUUAUUUACGUUUAUUUUUCAUGAUCGUUCACUGAAUUUCUGUUUUCAUUUGAACUUGUUGAUUCCAAAGACCCAAGUCAUUAACCGGUUAUACUUUCAUCAUUUCCCACUGUUAAAUGUCAUCACACAAUUUUUCACUCAAUACAUCAUUUGUAAAUACUUGACAACGUUGGUGCACUCAUUUGAAUUUUAGAACGUCUGCAUUUUCAGUCAGUUAUUUUCUUUGAGCUCACGUUGGUGUCUGUUUAAUUGUACAAAUCGUAAAUGUAUCAAAGUAAUGUUUCUCGAUUAUGAAGAUGAAACCUUUCCCGAACAAUCAAUGGAAGAAAUCGUACCAAAGAGAGAUGUGAAUAUUCCGCAGUUGACGUGCAUGGGAAAAGUUAGUUUUGCGGAAGACUUAUUCCAUCCAGCUGGUUAUGUUUGCAGCAGAGAAUUUGACUCUGUGCUCAGUAAUCGAGAUCCCGCUCAUUGCUUGCAUGUUGAUGAGAAUGUGUGGCUCUUCAACAAGUGUUUCAUUUUUGAAGAAGCCUUUUUUAAUGAUCAUGUUUUACUUUUUACCCUCUUAAAAACAACAUAUGGGAGGAUUGAGUUCGCAGCGAAAGCAAAUCAAGUUAACUCUGUGGGCACCCCUCCCCUAGUUAUGAGACAAAACAUCUUGAAUUUCAUGUCUUAUUUGAGAGUAUAUGUGUACAGGUUUCUAUCUGAAUUUGGAAAAGAAGAUGAGCUUAUUUUGCUAUAUGAGAAGCUGACAGAUAUGAUCGAAGAUGCAUGUUUGUGGUUGACCUGUGUAAGUGACAUGCCAAGUGUAGUCUUUAGCAGCGGAUUGCUGAACAAUAACUCACCAGUAGCUGUAUUGUUUCACACCUAUUUUGACAUCAAAUGGUCUUUUCUUGAAAUAUCCUACAUGGCUUCAAAUUUGAGGAAGUACAGUGAAAAUUCAAGAAAAUCUCGGGAAAACUUUUUGGUUAUUUUGCAGCAGCUUGAAGAAAGCUUGUGUGGUGAUCUGCUGUAUCUGGCUAUCCGCAAAUUUCCGGAAGUGCCCCCUAAUGAUUGGUCAGGUACAGCCCCUUUCAGUUGUACUUGCAUCCGGGAGUUAUGGUACAUGCUACUGGUUAUUCUGAAAAGUGAAAAUUCCGUUUUCAGUGUUGUUCUGAAACAGUAUACGAACUUAUUGGAGACACAAGGGCAGGGAUGUGUUCAAAGUUUUAGCGAUACGAAAAGACUGAAAAUUCCAAGCAAAGAUCCAUUGGCUAUUUUGUGGCUGUUUGUCCACCUCUCUCGACUCAGUGGUUUCAGCCAGACUGGUAAUUGGGAUAGAAAUUUCUCUAGGAUGGAACCUAAUUACGAUGUGAUCAAUAAGUUAGUUCAGUUGUAUUUUACUGGUGCGGACGCAAUGGUUACUGAAGAUCGCUCAAAAGGACUCAUGGGCUGCUUGUAUUCCCUUUCGCACAUCUGGGGUUCCAACCUGAACUUGUGCAUUAUUCUGUGGGAAUACUUCAACAAAAAACUGGAUGAUAACUUCACUCACUCCUCUGCAUUUGAGCAAUUGCCUUAUUCUUCAAGUCUUUGCUGGUACGAAAAUUUAACAGCAAAUAUUGAACCGUGGAAGAACCUUACUGCUCGACAUAACAGUUAUUUUAUCUUCCUUCGAUUGUUGGGUCAUCACAUGGAGCUACUGAAUACAAAGAGCCAGGCUUCGCUAAAAGCAAGGCUUUAUGUGAAACUUCAAGGCAAGAAAAUCCAAGAAUUGAGCCUUAUGGGUCUGUAUCACAUGAUCAGUGCUUGCCUAACGAUUGUCCUCACCAGCGAAUCUUCCGAAGACAUGUGUUCAAAAAUCCUGGAAAUGUCAGCAAAUCACAAACAGAAAUUUAUUUUCUUCGUGGCGGAAAUGGUUGUACUCUUGAUCUGUGUUAAUCGGGGCCGUGAUUGCAAAGAAGUGGCUGCUUCUAUAUCGUCGCAACUGGAGAAGGUAUCGCAUUCUCUUAAAGACGGUGAUCUCAAAGUUCGCGAAGAGCAGCGCAAAUUCGGAACAGCUUUCAUUGAAAAUUUUCAAGAAGUCGUUUUCCAGAGCAAGAAUUUUUCGCUCGGGCAGAAAACACUAAUUGAUAAACCCCUCAGGAGCUAUUUAAAAAACUGUGGCAGCUGUGACCGAACCGCCGUACUCGACUCACUUUCUAACUUGUUAAGGAAGCUCCGUAACACACCAGAUACUUCCGAAGAAGUGUACGCAGCGGUAGUGACUCAUAUUUAUCCUUUAAUGAAAGAAAGAUUCACAUCUAUUGAGCAUCUGUCUUUCUUUGUCGAGCUCACAACUACCUCACUGGAGACCAGUAAACCCGAAUUCCAAAACAUUUUCACAUUUCUAUGCCUGGAUGAAAAAGUUAGCCCGAGAUUGAGUUUGAAAUACUUGUCGCAGUUGUUGGAAACCAGGCAGUUUCUGGUCAAUCUUUCAUUUUCUUUGAGUAAUUACCAAACAAUACUCAUACAGAGUUGGUUCCGGGUUUCAUUUCUUCUUCCCCCUGUUGAAGAUUUGAAGGACGACUUGGAUCGUCUGAAUAGUAUCGUAAAACGACUCCCACGUAUGGCUGAACUAGCCAUCCAAUCGAAAAUUCAGCCCAAUAGCAACGAGAUGAUUAUCGAUUUUUUGCUAAUGAUGUCAGCAAACCACCAAAAUAUUCAGAAUUACAGCGAGCGGGCCUCUGUACGAGAUUCAUACCUGCAAUAUAUCGGACCACUGGAUAAAUAUCUCACUAAUGUCUUUGUUGGAGGUCUGUGGGAUGCAGUUGAUCAGAUCGCGCACAUCGUGCGCCUAGGUGGGCAAAUGUACUUCCAAUGUGGCAAUAUCAUCUACACAAAGGGCAAAGUUGAUUGUUUACUGGCUCAGCUGAACAACGUCCUUAUAAUUCCUAUCAGUUUUUCUGAUGUAAACAAGGAGCUCCCCGCUGCGGCUAUUUCCCCGCUACAACAGUACCUUCCGUCGUAUAUUUUUGGGCUAUUCCGACUAAACCCGUCUCGUGAUCCGUACGUGAUGCGGUGCCUCAGCACAGUCUUCCAGACUUAUAUGACGCGGUUUCCGCUGAAUCAUUCCCAUCCUUUCACGCGAUGCUGGAUUGGCCUAGAAAGUGACCCCAUUUCCAACACGCUAGUGCCAAUCGUGAAGACUUGGUUUCUGCAGACCAUUGCAAGCAAUGUUCUGCCUCAGAAAGCAGCAAGGACGUCACCUUAUUUACAGCCGACUCUGCAUUGGUUAAAAUUUUUGAUAACCAACAAAGACUGGAAACUAGAAAUUCUUAAGGCAAUUUUACUGCCGAUCUUCGAACUCUCAUUGAUCCUGGAUGAGAUCGUUGGAAAGAAAAAUGUCACGGAUUUCUUGCAGUUUGCGGUUUCCACGCCCAACGCUGAACAAAUGGCGGUGAUGGAGCAAGCAUUGAACGAGCUCAUCGAGCGCCAUUUGGCAUUCAAUUCCAGCAAACUUUUUAAACUAAUGGAGGUCAUUUCCUUCCUGAACGCAGAUCUGGUAAGGCGAACACUUCCCAAACUCAGAGAGCAAGUGGCCGUCACAGAAUUGAAACGCGGAAUAGGCACGGAUUCGGUUCUUAGGCAACUUCUUGGAACUCUUGAACUCUCCCUGAGUUAGUCACGACAUAUUGAAUUGGUCGAUGCUGCUUUCAACAACAGUUCAUUCCCGGCAGUGAAGGCAUUCGCAUCUAGUUUAUACUCGUCCCGGCCGUAAAACAAAAUACCUGCAAGUGUUGUGAAGUGACCCAGAAGAGAGAAGGAAAAGCUGUAAAUUAUUAUUGUUUCGAUCAAGGAACUGUUUGAUUUGUUUUCCAUCAAUGACACAUCUUAACGAAAACAUGUCUUGAAGAUAAUAAUGGCACCGAGUGGGACGUGUCCAUUCAUAACUGUUGGUAAA
Daphnia carinata is the source of this 4516-nucleotide messenger RNA. RefSeq names its product protein MMS22-like. Gene Ontology annotation, biological process: replication fork processing; double-strand break repair via homologous recombination. The transcript is spliced from 23 exons. Bases 878 to 4237 code for a protein of 1119 amino acids. The record is from RefSeq and is a predicted model, not a curated record. Lineage: Eukaryota; Metazoa; Arthropoda; Branchiopoda; Diplostraca; Daphniidae. Gene Ontology annotation, cellular component: nuclear replication fork.